Messenger RNA from Lycium ferocissimum, 669 nucleotides. RefSeq lists its product as uncharacterized. NCBI's taxonomy places the organism in Eukaryota, Viridiplantae, Streptophyta, Magnoliopsida, Solanales, Solanaceae. Bases 1 to 669 code for a protein of 222 amino acids. The transcript has 2 exons. The record is from RefSeq and is a predicted model, not a curated record. Gene Ontology annotation, molecular function: nucleic acid binding. Gene Ontology annotation, biological process: DNA integration.
AUGCAUCUGGACUUUGCGCUAGAGGUGGAACUGUAUGAUGUGUGGGGAAUCAACUUCAUGGGUCCCUUUGUGAGCUCGUGUGGAAUGCAGUAUAUCUUGGUAGUCAUUGAUUACGUCUCCAAAUGGAUAGAAGCAGUGGCUUUACCCAACAAUGAGGCGAAGAGUGUCGCGGGUUUUCUGAAGAAGAGUAUUAUCACUCGUUUUGUCACCCUGAGGGAAAUUAUUAGUGAUGGUGGUUCUUAUUUUUGCAACAAGGCCUUUGGGGGACUGCUAAAGAAAUAUGGUGUCAAACAUAGAGUGGCUACCGCGUAUCACCCUCAAACAAGUGGCCAGUGGAAAACGACAUUUAAAACUCCCAUUGGAACUUCACCUUACCUGUUUGUUUUUGGUAAGGCGUGCCAUUUUCCAGUCGACCUUAAACACAAGGCCAUGUGGGUAUUGAAGAAGCUGAAUCUGGGUUGGGAGGAGGCAACCAAGCUUCAGUUAUUUCAACUCAAUGAGAUGGAUGAAUUUUGGUACCAAGGAUAUGAGAGUGCAUACUUGUACAAGAAGAAGAUGAAGCAUUAUCAUGAUAAAAAUAUCCUAAAGCGGGAUUUCCAACCCAAUGAUGAGGUCUUGCUAUUUAAUUCAAGGUUAAAUCUUUUCCCGAGCAAACUGAGAUCCAAAUAG